Molecule: messenger RNA, 756 nt
Organism: Aspergillus ochraceoroseus IBT 24754
Lineage: Eukaryota; Fungi; Ascomycota; Eurotiomycetes; Eurotiales; Aspergillaceae
Exons: 1
Coding region: 96-494 (132 amino acids)
Source: RefSeq, a predicted model, not a curated record
GCUGUGGAGCAGAACUGUAAAAAGGACUGAAUGAUUAAUGAACCCCCCUUUUUUUUUUUUUUAAUAGAAAACAACCAUACCAAUCCUUGAUAUUGAUGCUAAUACCCCCUUCCUCUGAAUCAACAGUUGCUCCUUUUAUUAUUUGUCGUGUUUGUCCUUUGGUACAUGGGCCCUUUAAUUUUUUUUUUUUCCUACGUAACUGUAUUGUUCUUGUCAUGUCAGUAAUAAAUAUGGGCAGUUAUUGUUUAUUUGCUUGCAUGUAUGUCUGCUUUAGCUGUGUAGUAAAUAUUUAUAUUUCUUAUAGCAUUAUUAUUUAUUUAUGUAUAUUUUCCUGGAAAGGACUGAAUCCUCCAGAGUUAUUAAUAUAUUAUAUUAUUAUCAGCUUUCUCUCAUCAUGUUACAUGCCUCCAUUUACGAUGAGCAUUCUCCAUGUUGCCUACAAGAUUGCACUGCACCUGAAUGAGUGCUCCAUUGAGAUACUAGGAAGGAUUUAAGCCAGUUCAUUAAGUGUAAUCCCAUUAUAGCAUGUUAGGUUUAAAGCCCGAAACCCUGUUAGUAUUAACCAAAAAUUAAAACAGACGCCCAACCGUCUCAUAGCUGCCGUUCACACUAUUAUCGCCAUUAUGAAUGGCUCUUAUCAAAUGCAUAACUACUCGGAGACAGAAGAUAAGGUCGCCUUUAUAUACCCUCCCCUUCUCGCAUUGGAACCUCGCAAGAUAUUAUUCCAUUCCCGCAACUGGGGACAACAGGUUCUCA